Phytophthora nicotianae INRA-310 is the source of this 1224-nucleotide messenger RNA. RefSeq lists its product as hypothetical. The transcript has a single exon. Lineage: Eukaryota; Oomycota; Peronosporomycetes; Peronosporales; Peronosporaceae. The coding region runs from base 1 to 1224 and encodes 407 amino acids. The record is from RefSeq and is a predicted model, not a curated record.
AUGAUAAGUACCAAGUCCAACGAGGAAUUUCUAGCGGAGGUGGAAUGUUUCCUUAAUACAUGCGACUUCCCAGUUAUCACAUCAGGCCAUGAGCGUGAAAACGUCAACGAGUUGAACGCAGUUUCCGUCCAUGAACAUGUUACGUAUGCUCGAUCCGAUUGCUCAAGUGAAGGCCAACCGCGAAGUGAUGAGGAGGAAGAGAGAGAAAAGGGCCCUAGGAUAUGCAGAACGUACUACGAACGACGGAAAGCAGAACGUGUGCAUCUACGCCAGCAAGUUAAGGAGCUUGCAUCAAAACUGGCUAAGCAAAAGAAAACCAACGCUGGCAGUGUAGUGCAAAUGGCGUCAUCGUGGUGGUUGGUGGCAAGGUGGCAACGAGCUGCUCGACUAAACGCUGAAGAGCAAAAGAGACGCCUUUGGGCUGCAGUCGACACUCGAGCUGCAUUAAUUCAAGCGCUCCAGACUACUCUGCAUACCAGCCUCGGACAGCAGAUAGACGUGACAUCGGAAUUAUUCAAAAACAGCGCGGAAUUGUUGGCGGAUAAGAACAAACGUAUCAAUUUCGAUUCUUCCGAUGCGGAGACAUUUGCGGCCUUUGUACACGAGCUGGAUGUUAUCUACUCCCAAACGGACAAGGCCUUACACGCUAUUAGCCUCGAAUCAACGUCAAAAGACUGGGAUGCCCCGAGGCAGACGUGGAAAGAGGACAGCAAGACAGGAUGCUACUUGUACAUGAGUCACCAGACGAUUUCCUCCGACUUCAAGGAAACCUGCGCGGUUCUGUGGCAGGUGGCAUACAUGACACACCGCCAAGAAAACCGGGAGGUCUUUUGCGCUGUCGACCCUGAGAACACCGUUGCUAUCAAGUUUCGAAUUACGACUCGAUUGAAUUCGGGCAUAAUCGCGUCAGUCCUUCAGCGUGUCGUCACUCGUCGAUAUCAAGAAGACGGACGAAUGAUUCUUGCUUGGAGGUCUUUCGCUGAAGGCGAAGGGAUAUUCACUGAUAUGUAUGCCGAUGAAACGGGGUGGUGUGCGGCUACUCCACUAUCGAAGCACGAAACACUCUUGAGAAUUUGUAUGCGGCAUGUGCCCAUGCACUUCCGUGGCGUGACGACGAACAAACCUGAAGUGGACCAGUUCAAAAAUUUGGUUCUUGACACGGGAAGCAAUGAUGUAUUUGAGGUUACAACUAGGUUGGAGUCCCUGCUUCUCCAAGAAGCUUAG